Messenger RNA from Salvelinus sp. IW2-2015, 2500 nucleotides. The record is from RefSeq and is a predicted model, not a curated record. Lineage: Eukaryota; Metazoa; Chordata; Actinopteri; Salmoniformes; Salmonidae.
UAGCUUUUGACAAAUAUAGACAACUCCAGUCUGUGAAAUUAUUGUCAGUGUUGCUGACUGUGUUUUGUUUGAAACUACUUUGAUCAUGAAAUGGAAUGACUGACAUCCGUGUUUGAUCCUGAACCCACUCUUCCUCAUCGGUGCUUCUCCUCUCGAUCGGAAUUCUCACAUUAUUGUGUAAUAAUUUKGAACAUAGGACCCUGCUGUGGGUUUCUGGAUUAUGACAAUUUACCUGUGUUUCAUAGGUGCGGGUAUAAGGAGCCGUUCUCCUCYAUGCCCAUACUUGGAGCGAGCGGAUGGGYGACGUCACCUGCCUGCACACGGCACUCUCCAGAAACUACCUGCUGAAACUCAUUUCUCCAAUUUAACCGACAAUCCAGAAAGCACACAUUUGAACAAGAGAGACUUUWCCCCCAUCUACGCGUAAACUGAUUACUUUUUACUGUUGGUGGAACGACUAUUCUGAAGUUAUUCAAAAGAAAUGGUGGCCUUUUGGUUCGUGGAGUUGGGGGUAUUAACAUUGUUUCUCCAGGCUUUCAAGCCAGGUUCGUCGGAGGAGUCAAAAUGUCUACCAGGUUUCAAUUCAGAAAUGUACAUUUUCAAAGUGGAAAGAAAUCACUUACAAAGUGGCCGGAGACUAGGAAAAGUGGUUUUUGAUGACUGCACCAGCCGCACCAGCUUUCUCUUUCACUCCGAGGAUUCACGCUUCAAAGUAGAUGGCGACGGGACGCUGAAACUGAAGAGGGGGCUGACUCUGCAUAAUGGACAUAAGGAGUUCUAUGUCUCUACCCAGUCCAUGGGCAAGAAGAUCACGGUUCCAGUCAGAGUGCUGCAUGAGGCCAGACACGGCCACCACCACCAUGAGAUGACCACCCAGCCCCAGCCUGGAUCAAGUCUGUCUCUACCUGUUCUGAACUUCCCCAAGUCUUCAGGAGGUCUGAAAAGAAGGAAGAGGGACUGGGUCAUUCCUCCCAUCAGCUUCCCAGAGAAUGACCGAGGCCCCUUCCCCAAAAAUAUGGUGCAGAUCAGGUCCAACAGUGAUAAAGAGGUGAAGAUCCUGUAYAGCAUCACUGGUYCUGGGGCAGACCWACCUCCUGUGGGACUCUUCACUGUGGACAAAAACUCUGGGUUUCUCUAUGUGACCCAGCCUUUGGACAGGGAGAAAAGAGACCAAUAUUUUCUCCUAGCCCAUGCUGUUGCAGUGGGUGAAGGUAAGGCUGAGGAACCCAUGGAGAUCAUUGUGAAGGUCAUUGACAUGAAUGACAACAAACCUGUAUUUACCCAAAAUCCAUUUACGGGAACAGUCCCUGAGGCAUCAAAACCAGGUGAUGAGGUAUUGGAGGUAACAGCCACUGAUGCUGAUGAGGGGGGUUCUGCCAAUUCUGAUGUCAGAUACACCAUUAUCAGUCAGGAGCCUCCACAACCAAGCCCCAACAUGUUUGUCAUCAACCCUGUGACUGGAGUGAUUCGGGUUAACGAACAUGGGUUGGACAGAGAGAAAAUUCUAAAAUAUACUUUGGAAAUCCAAGCUGCCGAUAUGGAGGGAAUUGGCCUUACCAGCGUUGGCAAAGCCAUCAUUACAGUAACUGACAGCAAUGACAACGCCCCACAGUUUGUGACGUCUUCGUACACUGUGUCAGUCCCAGAGAAUAAAGCGGAUGCCUUGGUGGUGAAAAUGCCAGUGACUGAUGGGGAUGAGCCUCACUCCUCUGCCUGGGCCACCACCUWCAAGAUAGUUGACGGGGACCCUCAAGGCCUUUUCAAUGUGAGCACAGGCCCUAGCAAGCUGGAGGGCAUCAUUACAACAGCUAAGCCYCUUGACUUUGAGAAGAACAACAAGUACACUCUGCUGGUCACUGUGSWGAAUGAAGUCCCAUUUGCMRUCMSCCUGCCCACYUCCACUGCUACUGUURUAGUSAAUGUGGAGGAUGUGAAUGAAGCUCCAGUCUUCASCCCAGURGAGAAGAUUAUCAGGAMAYCUGAGGACCUCMCURUKGRMAGUGACCUGKUUCUGUAYACAGCCACAGACCCAGACACUGCAAGGAAUCAGAAAGUCACAUACAAGAUACGCAAUGAUCCUGCUGGAUGGCUCAGUAUCAACAAAGACACUGGGCUGAUCAAAGUCAAGUCCCCCAUGGACAGAGAAUCCACUUUUGUCCAAGACAACAAAUACUCUGUUGUUGUUCUGGGCACUGACAACGAUGAAAUCCCAGCAACUGGCACUGGCACCCUUAUCAUAGAGCUGGAGGAUGUGAAUGACAACCCUCCAACCAUCGACGAGAGGAUGAUUAAGGUCUGCAACAAGGAGUCCUCCCCACAGCUGCUGUCAAUCACUGAUAAAGACGGAGCGGGCUUCGCUGCUCCAUACACUGUACAGCUUCAGGGGUCGUCCAAUUCUAACUGGACUGCCAGAAUGAAUGACACAAAAACUGGCAUUAUCCUGACACUGAAGACUAUGUUGGACAGUGGAGAUUACACGGUUGUCCUGAGAGUCUCAUGA